UCUAAAAUAUUUAAAAAAAAAGCUAAAUCUCGAUUUCUAUCCUAGACUGCGGCCAGCAGGAGACCCAGCAUUAAGUGAAAGCCACAUCCACAAAAAACCCAUUGAACCAUGUCGCAAGCAGCCAUUCCGGAUCUCACCUACACUCCGGGCGAUCUGACGGAGCCCCAAUUCCGGCUGCCCACGCAUCAGGAGCUGUUGGAUCUAAACCGGAACCCAGUGGAGCCGGUGCCUCUGAGUCGCCUCACCUUGGACACCAGGGAAACGCAACCCAUCAAGUACCGGGAACAGCUUGGAUCGGCGGCAGGACGACAGUUUCCUGCCUUGGCAGCGGCCCAAAAUCGCUACUCGGAUCAUUUGGAACGGAGCAGCGAACUUAGCCUGACAGGAUUCGAUCCCGGCAAGGAUCUCAUCUCACUGCCCACAGUGGCAGCAACGCCGCCCGGCCGCGGCUACGACCCCGAUCCGGAUCUGAUCAAGAAGAUGCCGCUGCACUCGAUCACGGAGAAGCCCAACGAGCGGUGUCCGUCGCCGGUGGUGCCGGCCUAUGCCAACUUCGAGCUGGCCAAGCGGAUGCAUCAGGACAACUUGGACCAUCAGCCGCUGCCGGACUGCGUGGCGGAUCUGGCCUUCCGGCGGGCGCAAAUCUCUGGCGGCCAUGCCGGCCUCUCGCUGGACAUUGAUCCCAUUGCCACCGGUGUGGGCGUGAAGACGCACAAUGCCGGUCCGACGCACUGCACCAAGAUGAAGGUGUUCCGCCCGAAGACCGGCGGUGGCAUAGUGCCCAAAGCCCUGGGCGGCGGUGAUCCCUUCCGUGGUGUUGGCUCAGCGCCGGCCAAGAAAAUGGGACCCAUGGAUCUGGCCAUUUGCUGGGACUUUAAGCCGGCGAAUCCAUCGGACGAACCGCGCCUGGCCCGGCACAUUGAUGGCUCCAAUGACUCCGCCGGUCCGGCGGUCUUCACCUGCGUGAAGACACCGCGCGAGGAGCAGUCCGCAGAUCUGGGUAGAUCUGCUGGCGUCUUCACCAGCACGCUGGGUGAGGCGGACUUCUUCGACAAGGACAUCCUGCGGCGGCGAACGGACUUUGGUGGCGCCCGACUGGACCGCGAGGAUCCCUGUGCCUGCGACUACUCGCCGCCGGCACGCCAAAGGGCUCGCAGUGUGUCCCGGGACUCGAGUGCCUCACAUUGCCGCCGGCCAGGAUUGGGCUCCGGAGGCGGUGGCGGUGGCGGUGGAGUGAGCUUCGGGAACUUGGCCGAGCUGCCCGGACGGGGAAUGCCCGAUCGCCUGGCCAAGCAGUACCAGUCGUCGCCUCUGCUGGGCGACAAGACCUACCAGGCGCUGCGGGAGAAGUACUUGGGUCCGGAUUCUGGGCAGGAUUGCCAACCGAUGGACUGCAGGCCCUCGGGCGGACCACCCUGCAAGCGGGACGUCCUGCUCCGACGUCCGGCCCGCCGUCUCUGCCACAAGGUAGGUCCCGCUCCGCGCUGCUGUCCCCCGGCCUUUGGCCAUGGUCAUGGGCAUGGACAUGGUCAUGGUCAUGGUCACUGCCUGACCAGCAAGGCAGCCUUUCGGGCCGGCGUGCCCAAGCAUAAUGCUUCCGGGGAUUUUGUGGGAGUGGAGUCACCCUGCGGCGGCGGCGGAGGCGGAGGCGGAGGAGCAAGGGUCCUGGUGGUGCCACGUCCCCGACAGCCAUAUUCCAAGAAGAACUACGAUAUCGAUACGCUGGUGCCGCCGUUCCAAAGCCAGGCCGGCGGAGCGGGCCAGGGCGGGUAUCCGGAACACUGGCGCCUGGCCAGUGUCUACCAGCAUGCCUACAAGCCAUUGGAUCAGCGGAGGCGACCACUUCUCCAAACUGUCUACAAGUAGUUAACCAUGACGCACCCAACCCAUGCACCAUAGAGGAGAAAUGCAUCCCGUUUUAGGGGGAAAUCCGUGAAUAUUAUACGCUCUUCUUUUGUAGAGUCACUCACAAUGUAAU
Molecule: messenger RNA, 1978 nt
Organism: Drosophila serrata
Lineage: Eukaryota; Metazoa; Arthropoda; Insecta; Diptera; Drosophilidae
Source: RefSeq, a predicted model, not a curated record